Messenger RNA from Cynara cardunculus var. scolymus (artichoke), 693 nucleotides. Its product is annotated as BAG family molecular chaperone regulator 1-like. Bases 1 to 534 code for a protein of 177 amino acids. Lineage: Eukaryota; Viridiplantae; Streptophyta; Magnoliopsida; Asterales; Asteraceae. The transcript is spliced from 2 exons. Gene Ontology annotation, molecular function: protein binding. The record is from RefSeq and is a predicted model, not a curated record.
AUGAUGAAAUUGAGAUCAAAAAGAUUCCAUAGGAGCCUUUCUAAGUUACGUCGUGGUGGUGGUGGUGGUGGUGGCGGUGGUGGUGGCGGUGGCGAUGGUGGUGGCAACAAGGAGUGUGGUACAACAAUCGUCGGAGAAAUCAAAUGGGAAUUGCGACCUGGUGGGAUGCUUGUACAAAAAAGAGACAUUGAAGGGCUAAAAGCAGAAACAGAUGGAGUUAUUAUGGUUAGAGUUGUCACUGGUUCACAAUGGCAUGAUAUUUCCAUCCAAGCAACUUCAACUUUUGGAGAAAUGAAGAUGAUGUUAUCAAUGGUGACUGGGAUGGAGCCAAAGGAGCAAAGGGUAUUGUUUAAAGGGAAGGAGAGAGAGGAUGUUGAACAUCUCCACAUGGUAGGGGUUAGAGACAAAGACAAGGUUGUAGUGUUGGAAGAUCCAGCCAUCAAAGAGAGCAAGAAGAAACUCCUCCAUGGAUCAUCGUUAGCUACAACAGAUGACGUCAUUAAUGGAGCUUCUAAUCAACCAAUUAGUGUCUAAUAAUUGAUCAACAAACAAAAACCCUAAUUUCAUUACCGAUCUGCUUUCUUACAAGGCUGAUUCUUGAUGAUAUGUGUUGAUCGAUGUUGUUUUUGUAUUUGUUCGAUCAACCUAAAUUUAGACUAAUGAGGAGUACGUUAUAUGCUUGUCUGUCGUGUG